AUAAUUUAAUUUUGUUUAGGGUUUUUUACUUUUAUUGGUUCGAGAUUGGCAACGCUUUUAUUUUUGUUUGAAUUUCUAACCAAACCAGAGCCUACUAGUGCCGUGAUAAAUCAAAGAACUUCCUUUCUAUUUUAAUAUCAACAAAAUAAUUACGAAAAUGGAUGAUGUGAGUUUAGCGUCAACCAGCACUGUAUUCGCGAACGAAACCCAGGACUUCGGCCCCCAACGCCUCUCCAAACUUGAGGGCAACGGGAUCACCGCUGCUGACUUAAAAAAGCUCAAAGAUGCCGGUUUUCACAGUAUCGAGUCCUUAGCAUACACCCCGAAGAAGACUCUCGUGGCCAUCAAAGGCAUGUCCGAGGCCAAGAUCGACAAACUCCUCGCCGAAGUAGCGAAAUUCGUCAACAUGGGUUUCACCACAGCCACCGAUAUUUUAAAAAGACGCUCCGAUAUUGUCCAACUGACCACCGGGUCAAAGGAACUCGACAAGUUGCUAGGGGGCGGCAUUGAGACCAGUUCAAUCACGGAAAUUUUCGGCGAAUUCCGAACCGGCAAAAGCCAGAUUUGCCACACUUUGGCUGUGACUUGUCAAUUGCCCGUUGACUGUGGGGGUGGUGAAGGAAAGUGUCUUUUUAUUGACACCGAGGGCACUUUCCGGCCUGAACGAUUGGUGCCGGUGGCGGAGAGGUACAAAAUGGACACACAAAAAGUUUUGGAUAAUGUCUCAUUUGCAAGAGCGCAAAAUACUGACCACCAAACUGAGCUUUUGAUACAUGCGGCUGCGAUGAUGAUGGAGUCAACGUACUCUCUGCUGGUGGUUGAUAGYGCCACAUCUUUGUACAGAACGGAUUAUUCGGGAAGAGGGGAAUUGUCCGCAAGGCAGAAUCAUCUAGCUAGGUUUUUGAGGAUGUUGCUGCGACUUGCUGAUGAGUUUGCAGUUGCCGUCGUAAUAACGAAUCAAGUGGUUGCUCAAGUUGACGGAGCUGCGAUGUUUAACCCCGAUCCCAAGAAACCGAUCGGUGGCAACAUUAUGGCACAYGCUUCUACUACAAGACUAUCCUUGAGGAAAGGUCGAGGAGAGACAAGAGUGUGUAAAAUAUACGAUUCGCCUUGUUUGCCUGAAUCUGAAGCAGUGUUUGCCAUUCUUCCUGAUGGAAUCGGUGAUGCUAAAGAUUGAAUCUCUUGUUUUUGUUUUUAGAAUAAGCAUUAUUUUAAUUCUUUCACAGAUUAUGAGCAGUUGAGUUUUUUAGUUGAGUUGUUGUUUAAUUAUAUAUUUUGAUACGUUUCUUA
Molecule: messenger RNA, 1290 nt
Organism: Tribolium madens (black flour beetle)
Lineage: Eukaryota; Metazoa; Arthropoda; Insecta; Coleoptera; Tenebrionidae
Product: DNA repair protein RAD51 homolog 1-like
Exons: 3
Coding region: 158-1177 (339 amino acids)
Biological process (GO): reciprocal meiotic recombination; double-strand break repair via homologous recombination; mitotic recombination
Cellular component (GO): condensed nuclear chromosome
Molecular function (GO): double-stranded DNA binding; DNA strand exchange activity; ATP hydrolysis activity
Source: RefSeq, a predicted model, not a curated record